GUCAAGGACAAUAACUCUUUACCCACGUAUGAUCCUAAAUGGUAUUGAAACCUGAAAUGAGACCUCCAGGAACUUUGAAUGGGUGGGGUGCGACCUGUUGUAUUUAUUCGCCCGAUAUGUUUGCCAAAGACAACGCAUUACUUUCCUUUGUGGAUGAGGCAAGUAGAAUACCCUAAAGUUUCUCCAGGAGACCCGCCUGUAAAGUGCUUCUUACCACCAUUUUGGAUGAAAAUGAUGUAUCCAGGUCCCAAAAAUCCCCCGAUCAUGUUGUUUUUAAAGUUCAUCCACAGUAAGUAGUUAGUAACGUAUAAUCUCAGAAUGACUGCCCAUAAUGUUCGACAGUAUCUUGAGAAGAUAUAUAGUGUUCCUGUUGCAGAUGUUCGAGUGAAAAUGGUUCAUCAUGACUUACCACCAGUGGACAUACCACAGAAGGAGCGUUCGGGACGUUCUUUAGACUCUACAGACUAUCCACCUAAACCUGAACGCUAUGAAAAGUUUGCUUACGUACGUUUGGUAAGUUCUGAAUGCUUAUCCUUAUAUGUAAUUAAAUGUUACUCUUUAAAGUGUGAUUUAAAUACUAUGUUUUCAUGUACAUAACUGCGUCUUAGUAUCCACAUGAGCGACCAUUAUAAACAUUUAGAUUCAGCUGUAAGGAUGCCAGCUAUUCAAUAUUUCUAAAACUCACUUGGAAUAAAACUAGUGCAAACAAUAUAAUCGGAAGGUCGUGCUUUACUUCAUAGACUAUUUGGGAAACCUUCAGCCUUUUAUCAUAACUUCACGCCAAUAAAGAUAGCUUUUUUUUAUUCCAUCAUUGCAAAAUAUCGCAUGACAACUUGUCUUUUUAUCUUAAUCUCUGAAAGCUUAUUAUUCAGUGCAAUUUUUCCGCAUACUAGCCCUGGCAUGUGUGUGCACUCAAGGAAACUGAGGGAACUAAGAAUAUGGAAUCGGUCUUAGUUAUUGGUUGAAUAUUAGGACUGAUAAGUAACCCUUACCACAAUUCCCGAAGCCAUAACGUUUGCUUCCAGAUAACUUGAGUUGCUUCGUGUAAGGAAACUGUAAGAAACCUAAUUUGGAUAGCAUGAGCAGUUAGUGAAGACAAGCCACAAAGUUAGUGUAUGUUUGUCACGUUAAGUAGGUUUUGCAUCCUUUGUGAAGCUUGUGGGCUGCUGAUAUUUCUCAGCUGUUCACACCUUGGAAGGGGAUUUAUAUGGAAAGUGGAUUAGUUCAGCUUGAUCGCAAAGCUUCGUUAUACGCCUCUCCGUGUAUUUUGUUUUUGUCGUGUUCACCUGGCAAAUUAGAUAGCACACUCCAUCUAACAGGCAUGUCUACUUACACUACUAAUCAGGAUUACCACCACCAAAUCACCUUAGUAUUCAUAUUACUAUCCUCCUCCCACCUCCUCUUAUUGUAUUACGUAUUUAGUUUUUAAAAUCGGAACCCAAACUGUUAGUCAGUUUAGUGACUGGGAAUUAUUUUUCUCUAAAGAUGUGUUCAAAAAUAGAAUAUCUGACCUCUUUUAGUUGUUUCCUCAAAGUAAUUUACAGGUUGCCUCCCUGAUCUUUGUGUUCAGAACAUUAUGUACAGUCGUUAGCCUUACCAUGGCACUCUUUAGGAACAAUUCUUUUAAUCUCCUGUUGAACAUUAUAGUAAUCAUAUGACCCUACUGAUCAAUAAUAAACUGUCAUUUAUUUCCAGUGCAUGUACGUUGGGUUGUUCCAGCUGUAGUUAGUGACAAGAUUUUCUCUAUGAAGCCUUUGUUCAGUAACUUAAUACUGGAGAUUUUCCGUUUAUUGAUGUUCCAAUAUUUAAUUUUCUUUCAAGGCUCCAGGUGAAGUUUUCACUUUUCCAGAUAUAUUUAAAGAGAAACGUCCAACAGAAAUCAUCGAAAAAUUGUCAGAAGAUAUUAUUCCUGAGUCUAAAGAGAUUGUUGUGGCACCCAAUAAGUCAGAACCUGAGAAAUUUCAUCGUAUCAAAGGUUCUAGAAAGUGGUUUACAUUUUGAUACUUCUGCAUUUUGAUAAAUAAAAGAGCUCUACUCAUCUUUGUU
Heterobilharzia americana is the source of this 2046-nucleotide messenger RNA. The record is from the annotation of a GenBank genome assembly. Lineage: Eukaryota; Metazoa; Platyhelminthes; Trematoda; Strigeidida; Schistosomatidae.